This is a messenger RNA of Chenopodium quinoa (quinoa), 2357 nucleotides long. RefSeq names its product glucan endo-1,3-beta-glucosidase 4-like. The coding region runs from base 640 to 2124 and encodes 494 amino acids. Gene Ontology annotation, biological process: carbohydrate metabolic process. Gene Ontology annotation, molecular function: hydrolase activity, hydrolyzing O-glycosyl compounds. Gene Ontology annotation, cellular component: plasma membrane. The record is from RefSeq and is a predicted model, not a curated record. The transcript is spliced from 6 exons. NCBI's taxonomy places the organism in Eukaryota, Viridiplantae, Streptophyta, Magnoliopsida, Caryophyllales, Amaranthaceae.
GUAAUAUAUUAUUCUUAUAUCUAUGCUCCUGCCUUUGAUUUAUCACUCAUUCUAAUUUUGGACAAUAUUCACUACUUUUUUUUUUUGGCUAUUAUAUGCUACUAAUUCUAAUUGCUUGGCUAAGCUAAUCUAAUCUCAUUUGAGGUCACUGGUCCCCAUUGCAGCAGUAAUAUCUAGUUUCUUUUUAGUUACUCCGUAUGUGUUAAUACUUGUAUUAGGCCUUUUUUAAUUUUUGUCUGGAGGGAAUUUGAUUCUCGUUAAAAUAAACGGAGCCUUGUUUUUACAUUGACUGUGUUAGAGAGCGUUCACAUAAUUAAGAGUUUGAAAAAAGAAAAAGACAUAAGCAUAGGAUUAUUAGCAGAAAAAGGGGGACAGAAAUGUACACGCUGGUAGAACUUUCUGCUUUGAACAACUGAAGCAUAGCUGUGUCCGUUGUUUUACCACUCACUCACUCACUCACUCACUCCAUUCAUCUUCGAGCACUGUGCUUCUCUCUCUUCAGGGUUUUUGGUAGCUUAAACGUCACUUGUUUUGCUGGGUUUUCUUCUACUUUCAUUUUCAGCUCUGCACGUGAUAACUCACCCCUUGAGCAGUAUAAUUUAGCCGCACAUUGUGAAAAUUUAAGCUUACCUAGGUUGAAUGAUGCCUGAAAAAUGGCUGCAAAGAGUCCUGGUGCUAUUAAUCGGCUUUCUUCCUUGUAUUUUAGGUGCUUUCAUUGGGAUAGAUAUAGGAACACACUUGUCUAAAUUGCCCCCAGCAUCAGAAGUGGUUGCAAUUCUUAAAGCCAACGAGAUUACUCAUGUUCGGCUUUUUGAUGCUGAUUCUCACAUGCUCAAUGCCCUUGCCAAUACGAGCAUAGAAGUUAUGGUUGGUGUCACAAAUGAGGAACUUCUCGGGAUAGGGCAAUCACCAUCGGUUGCUGCAGCAUGGGUAAAUAAAAAUGUGGCAGCUCAUGUUCCUAACACUAAUAUCACUGCAAUUGCUGUUGGUAGUGAGGUUUUGACUACGAUACCGCAUGCUGCUCCAAUUCUUGUUCCUGCCAUGAAUAACAUUCAUAAAGCUAUUGUUGCAUCCAACUUAAAUUUCAAGGUCAAAGUCUCCACCCCUCACUCCAUGGACAUAAUUUCUAGGCCUUUUCCUCCUUCAACUGCUAUCUUUAAUUCAUCAUGGAACUCUACUAUGUACCAAGUACUUCAGUUCUUAAAGAAUACCAACUCUUAUUUUAUGCUGAAUGCAUAUCCUUAUUAUGGAUUUACUAAAGGAGAUGGCAUUUUCCCGCUUGAGUACACUCUUUUUCAACCUCUGUCCUCAGUUAAGCAGAUUGUGGAUCCAAACACACUGUAUCAUUAUGAUAGCAUGUUUGAUGCCAUGGUGGAUGCUGCUUAUUAUUCGAUUGAUGCGUUCAAUUUUUCCGAGGUCUCAGUAGUUGUGACAGAAACUGGUUGGCCAUGGAAUGGAGGAGCUAAUGAAAAAGAUGCCACCGUGAAAAAUGCUCAGACAUACACUAAUAAUUUGAUCAGAAGGGUUAUGAAUAACUCAGGUCCACCUAGUCAGCCAACCAUGCCAAUAAAUACAUACAUUUAUGAGUUGUUCAAUGAGGAUGAGCAUCGUGGUCCUAUCUCAGAGAAAAAUUGGGGGUUAUUCUUCACAAAUGGCUCCUCUGUAUAUCCUUUUAGUCUUAGUGCUUCUGGUCAAAUGGCAGGCAAUUCCACAGGUUCAUUCUGUAUUGCAAAGUCAGGUGCAGACGAAGACAAGCUGCGGAAGGGUUUGAACUGGGCUUGUGGUGAAGGUCAUGCUAAUUGUACAGCCAUUCAGGAAGGCCAGCCGUGUUUCUACCCUGAUACUAUAGAGAACCAUGCCUCUUAUGCAUAUAAUGAUUAUUAUCAAAAGAUGCAUAGUGUUGGCGGAACUUGUGAUUUUGAUGGUACAGCAACUACAUCUACUGCCGAUCCUAGUUAUGGUUCAUGUGGUUUCACUGGGAGUGCGAAUUCAACUGCUGGGAGGGGAUUCAGUCCCACAGCAUAUGGUCCAGUAAGUCCUUUCACGGGUAGUAGGAGCAGCAUGUUAUAUCCUGAAAUUGGAGGAGUAAUAGUUGGAAUCAUUUUGCAUUGGUUUUGGCUUUGAUAUGCGAAUUGUUGAUUGAAUUUUUGUACCCAAUACAGUACUAAUGAGAUAGAUUGCUUUGUUAGUGACAUCCAUAGGAAUUGAUCACCAGUGUUAUGUCAGUGUUAAUGUUAUUAUGUAUUGUGUCCAGGUAUUCCACUUUCUGUAAUCAAAUUCAAUUUUUUGCCCUACAUAUAUCAACUUUCUUCUUUUGAACAACUCUAUUUUGUGAGUUUUGGUAGUACAAAUUCUAA